This is a messenger RNA of Amoebophrya sp. A120, 6026 nucleotides long. The record is from the annotation of a GenBank genome assembly. Lineage: Eukaryota; Dinophyceae; Syndiniales; Amoebophryaceae.
CGACCCGCAAAAUGCAAUUUGGAGAAAGAAGGAAAACCAAGUGACAGAGUCUUUCACUACGAGCGCCUCGCCUCGUCUAGUUUCGUCAAAUUUGGUAAAUUGCAUUGUGGACAAUAAAGUUGCGGUUCUUGCAUUCUGGCAUUUGUCUGAAUCUCAAACGCAAACAUUGCGGAAGAAACUCAGUAUCUGAUUCUGGGGUUACUUAGAUCAUGGUCUCACGUCCGCGUUGCGUUUGCGCUCCUGGAGGUUCGUUGUAGCUUGUUGCGGCCACAUAUCAGCUCGAUAUGGCUGAUUCGGCGAGUGUAACGUCGACGGUGACGGCGUCAGCGCUGAACACGCCUCGGGGGAAACACGAUCCGAAUAAACCCGACUAUGAGGUGCAGACGCACUCUGGCGUUCCGAAGGAAAAGAAAAAAGUCGUCAACUAUGCGGUGGGGACUACAGGUAAUGCUAGCUCGACUAGCGAGAUUUGCUCCUACAAGGACGAAAUACAGGCCUUGCCCUUGUAUCCACACGUUGACAUCAUGAAGUAGGCCGAGAUGAAGUGAGUUCAAAAGAGAUUUUUUGUAUCGUUUCACAUCACAACAUUGACAUUUCCAAAAAAAACAGUCGGGCACCGUGAGACCUUCGGCGACAACCUGCGACUCAGUGCAGGGUACCCGCGGAUUUUCUUCCAGACCACGUAUCAAAUGUAAAAAUGUCUGGGUCUGGAAGAAUGCAACUUGUGAUGCGGAUUCUGGAACAGGCCAAAAAUCUGUAUUGCGUAGUCAGCAAAUUGUGCCAGAUUUUUGUCUCCAGAAGUGGGCAUUUGUCAUGCGGAAUAGGCAUGGAGAAGCUCAGCUGCCACAGAGUUUGUCAUGCUCUGUGUGCAUUCCAGACCUUUUUGUAGAUGUAAAAAAUGCAUGACACAUGUCUGAUUUCUACCAGACCCAGACAUUUUUGCAUUUGAUACCACAACGCAGGUGACUAUAGAGCUGAUGGUGGAGCGGCCGGCCGCGGUGAUCUGCCAGUGCGUGGAGGUGCCAGACUCGGCACGGAAGCACGACGCGUACCAGUACGCGGAUGCGAGUUUCGAGAAGUCACAGACGGUGACGAUACGGACCCUAACCCGGGAAAGGGACCUGCUGAUUCAGCGUCUGAGGAAGAAGAUGGAAAAGCCCGGGCUCGACGACGCGCAGGACUCCGAUGAGGACGAGGAAGUUCUGAAGCGCGACGUCACGGACACGGGGCGGGAGAAGCCCUACGUCAAGCCGAUCAGGUUUGAGGCCAACCUGCACGGCUCGCACGCCCGGCCGAAGUUUUACGAGCAGUUUCACUUCGCCACGCCCAUGCUGGUCCGCUUCCACGCCGGGCACGUGCCGAAGACGCUGCCCCUCGUCGGGCUCAAGGCCGACGGGCAGUACGAGUUCUACGCGACGGUGAUUGACGACUCGCUCGUUCCGUUCUACCGGAAGAUGGUAAACGAGACCAUUCUCGCUUCCUGGAUGGUGCUCACCGCCUGGGAGGUGGAUAUGGCCUCCGGGACGAACAAGAAGAACCAGAAGCAGAGCGAGGGGCUCGUGUCCAAAGCCGGGCACCAGCGGAUCAGCAACAUCAAAAAAGCCUGCACGGAAACGUCCACGAAGUUCCCGUUCGCAGCGGACCAGCGCUACCCGUCCCACCCCCUGCACACGGAGCUGUCCUCACUACCGCAGCCCUGGAACCUGGAGAUGAUGUCCGAGAGUUUGCAUUUCUACGUGAAGCACGGCCGGGAUUUGAGUCCAGCGAGCAAGGCGAAAAACAAGGACGCGGACGACGACCUGCCGCCCGGGUUUUUCUCGCGGAAGGGCGUUGAUCCGGAGCAGCUAACGACGCUGGUGUCGUUUGCGCGACUGCGGUUCGAGACGUUGUCGAAGCACCCGAAGUUCUUGGACAUCAGCUUCGUGCCCAACGGGGUACGGUUUCGGCUCGACCGCCCGAACUGCAUGGUCUACUGGGUCCCGGUCAACCCGGCUCGGGACGAGAUGGCGCAGAGGGUCCGGGCACAGAACGCGACUGGAGGGGUCCUCGCAAAUAAGAGCGCUUCAUCAAGUACAUCGGCUCUGGUCCCCCCGACCGCGAGUUCGGUGGCUGCAAAAAAGAUGAACCAGACACAUUUAAACGAGCACGACUUCUCUAAUACAGGGAUGGCGCGAACAAGACGAAACGACGAACUGGAUUCACUCAUAUCAUCCCCCGGUUAUGAGACGACAGAAUGUCCUUUGCUCUCCCUCCCCCCCUCAUUUGAUGUCAUGCGAGUUUAAAAGUUGUGAUGCAGAUGAAGCUGCUACGAAACUCUUGUGAUGCUGUCUCAAAGACGGUGCCGUUCAAAUCAGGGAAAGAGACUCACUUGUGCCCCCUCAUACCCGUGGACGGUCGGACAAGAACGUGUUCGAUGAGCUACUGGAGCAGGACGAGGAGGAGAAGGACCGCGCCGCUGCCGCGGACGACGCGGAGAACGCAAAGUCGACCGCAAACAAAGAGGACGCCGGCUCGCAGGCUACGAGCCCCUCCGCCGUCUCCUCCUCGCCGGCUGCCCCCUCGGCGCCGGCCGCACCGGCGCCCGUGCCCUACAAGGCCCUGGAUCCGAGACUGAAGCCCUACGCACUCGCGGCCGCGGGCGAUCUGGCGGGGACCGGCGCCCCCGACAGCGACGACGAAUUUGCCGUGAAUAAAAGCCUAUCAAAUGCAAAAAUGUAUGGGUCUGGAGGAAUGCAACCUGUGAUGCUGCGUUUGGAUUCCAAAAAAAUCUGUAUUGCAUGAGCAGCAAAUAAGGGAGUGCAAUUUUUGCUACGGGAAGAGGGCACUUGUUAUGCGGAAUAGGCAUCAAGAAGCCCUCAAAAAAUCUCUGAUGCUAGGGCAUGCAUCACAGACGUCACGGCUCAUUUAAAACUUGCAUGACAAGUCUCAGAAUCUUCCAGACCCAGACAUUUUUGCAGUGCAUAAAGCCCGAAGGAGCAGGCCCCCGACCAGCACUUCGAAGCGAGUCUGAUCGUCCGCGAUAGGGCGAUCGCGGCGGGGCACUACCUAAACGUGACCGGGGAGAAGGGGUUCAUCACCCUCCCGCCCGCCUUCCAGGGCCGUCCGCUCGACUUUGUCGCGGAAACCAUCCCCGACACGACGCGAGCGAAGUCCGCGGUGGAGGUGCAGCGACUCGGGCCCGGCAGAGACAAUUUGAAGGACGUAAAGAUCCGGAAAAUGUUUGAUCCGUUGUUCUCCUCUCUCCGGCCGCGCUCCAUGAUGCCAAAACCGUACCGCCUCUUCUACCAGCAGCCGCAAGUGCCGGAAGAAGAGCUGGAAGCCACGAUAUCCUCGCCGUUGCGCACCAGAACUUCUUCCGGAGGUGUUGGCGGGGGACCAGCAGCAGCCCCCGGUGCAGCUGCCAGCAAGCUGUCCCCGUUUUCAACAUCUUCGCCGUUCGGCAGUCGGCGCGCCACGAGGAAUUCAAUUUCCGUGAGCGGCGCCGGCCCCGCGGCCGCAGACAAAAAUACAACUCCCGCGGGGAAGUUUAUCGACCGAAAAGACGCCAAAGGGUAUUUGGACACCCCGCAAAGCGCGUACGCCCCGGGCGCCGCGGUGCACUUUGAGAAGACGCCGCAAAACUUGCAGCGGUUCGCGCUGCGCCGCACCGACAUCGUGAGUGGCACGCCGGAUGCGGAGCUGGUGCAGACCUUCGGCCCCGACGUCGUCCCGGAGGUCUUUCCCUACUCGCGGAAACUCGUGUCGGUGUCCGAGUCGCUGAAGACCAGCUACGGCCGUCCGCCGGAGCACAUCAAGAUGCAAAGCAGCUUGGACGUGGAGCUGCAGGAGCCGCGGCCCUUCGUACCACAACAUACGGUCAUCACGGACGAAAAUCGGUACGAAAACGACGGUAUGCAUGGCAAAAGUAUCGUACUAGUAUAAAUCGCAUUACAAAUUUGCUCAGCAUGAGAAAUGCAAUUUUUCAUGCUGUUUUACCUUGGAACGGAAAUUUGUAAUGCAUGACUGCGAUUACUACCAGUACGAUACUUUUGCACAGGACAGACGGCGAGGACCCGAACGCGGUGAAAAAGGCGAAGCCCUACUACUACCAGCAGCUGCAGUAUGGGAGUGUCAGGAUCGAAAUCGACAAAAUCGAAAAACUUGCAAUGCAUAAAAUGUAGGGCACGUAAGGCCUGCGUUGGGGAGAAGGCAAAUGAGACCGAUUGCAAGCCUGUUUAGGGGAAGAAGACGCGUUGCCAGAGCAGCAUGACAGGAGCAGCCUUUUUUGCCCAAACAGCAUGACAGACUGGAUUUUGCAGCUCCCGAAAUUUGUGAUGCGCCAGCUGAAAACUGAGGGCCCAACUGGUAUCGAUUUUAUGCAUCACAAUUUUUUCGAUUUUGUUGAUUUCGAUCCUGACGCUUCCAUAUGCAGAGGACAGCGAGUACCGACCUGACGUACCCGAUCAACGUCUUCCAAGACCUCGACGGCGCGAAGUUCUACCUGCGUGGGGACAAGAAGGAGCGGAAGAACGAAGUAAACUGGUCCGCCUUCGACGCGGCCAUCGAGUGGAACCAGGACACGAGGUUGAACGUGUUUCAGCAGAACCUGUGGCGGCCGAUCACUUUCCCCUGGUAUCGGGCGGGAGUCGACGAGCGCGGCCUGCGCGUCCGAGUUGCUUUUUCCUUGUCCGUGCCGACGAAAAAGGCCGAGCGGGCAGCUUCGUGGGAAAUCAAGUUGGUGGCGGCAGGCGGUGGAGCAGCAGCACAGGCCGGUACUUUUUGCUCGUAUUCCUCAGGGUGUUCUUCUUUUUCAUCGAAGUCAUCCAAUUAUGUAGUCGCUGAUCUUCGUACCACACGAUAGAUACGACUUUGUCACAUGAUAUCUUGUGCUUUUCCUAUGUUGUUGCUACUCAAUUCAGUCUCGAACGAGGGUCCUCCCGAUCCCGAUGCUGACCCUUUCGCCGGUCUCCUGCUGUUUCUGAAAGUCAGCGACGUGGACAAAAAGAUCGUGGUCAACGACGAGGAGUACGGUGGUGACGAAAUCAAACAGCUCGUUGACGGCGAUCGGGGCUACCAAAUCUUUUUCCGCUACAGUUCAAGCGAAAGGGAAACCUGGGACAUCGUGUUUCACAGCCCCGGGAUACCGCUCUUCACGGUCCGAACGCCGGUGCUGGGUAGUGGUCCCGAGCCCGCUGUGCUGGACUACAUCACGUGCAGUGUCAGCACUGGCGUGAGCGCUUUCCUGACACCGUACACGCUGCCCCUGUUCUAUGAAGCGUUCGACAGCGGCGGCGCGCUCAUGCUCGGUACAACAUUAACAUUUUUUUCUUUUUGCACCGCACUGCGGACCGCUUGAUUUCUUGAUGUUGAUUCUUCGCUGCACACAGCUCCUUCAUCGGGCAUUCAUUCCAUCCUUUUUCACUGAAGCUUUACUGUUUAGUUUUUCUCGUCACAUCACACCAGCCCACGGCAAGGGUACGCUAUCGAGCGCGAAGGAUCUGACUCGGCGGAGAAAGAUUAUGAGUGAGCUUUCGAAGAAAGUCCGUACCAAAGACGAGGAGUACCUGUUCAUAACCUGCCGUGUGUGCGGCUGGAAGCAGCGGCAAAACCUCAGCCAGGAUAUUCAGCGGUGCAAGCGGUGCGGCAAGAGCAACCCCACAACCUACCCCUCCAUUGUGCGCGUCAUGGAGCGGAUGCGCGAAAACAAUGAUCCGGAUGCCGAGGAUUUUGUGCACUAUUGCGAGAAUCAGGCUCCGCCCCAGGACACGCGGUCUUGGCCGACGCGGAAAUUUCAGUCAACGAACGACCACAAAGCCGGAAAAAAGAAAGCGGACUUUGACGUGGCACUGCUCGGGUUUCAGGAGUAGUAAAGACAUGGCGUGGACGAGGUCCGUCGUGCUCUGCUGUUGCUGGUCGCCGGGGGUCGUUCUUGUUGAUAUAUGCUCUGGACGCGUUCUUGCGGCACUUGUGUGAUCAUUUCGCAGCAGCGCAACUGCUGGAGAUGAAUAGAUGCUUGCUCAUGCCCGAGCGCAGUGACACAAGAACAU